AGCAAUCUGUAUUUCACAACUCAAUAUUGUCAAAAAUUUCUACACUUUUUGUGACUUAACAUGUACAAAAUUGUAUUACCCCGGAGUUAGCCGCUGCUAACACUUAGGCCAAAUCGGAGGGUUGAAGAUGUUCUGCACGGAGAGCUGUGAGCAUGGAUGCAAUGCCACAUCCUCGGGAAAGCUGAUCUCCAGUGGAAAUGGCAAUGGCAAUGGCUUGCAGCCGCAGACGACUCCACAGCAGCAGUUCAACAUGUGCUAUGCUCCACUGUCGAUGCAGUCCAACAACGAAGUGGGUUGCAGCAAGUGCGAGGUGGAGCCACCGCGGGUGGGAAUGUGCCUGGUCACCGAAUGUCCAGAGGGUCUAAGCAUUGACUGCAAUGUUCCCCUGCCCAAUUCCUUCAAUUUGGAUGAGUAUAAGAAUCAGAUGAUCUGCUCCAGCUGUUCACAGUUCAAUGGGGGCUACUUGGAUGGUUUCUGUCCGCCACAACCAGGGGCGACUCGAUCCAUUCCAAUUCCCAGUCAUAGCCCCAAUCCUGUCCAGUCGCCUGCUUGCAGCUUUCAGUGCCAGUGCUGUCCCAUCGGAGGAGCCUGCUCGGGAUACGAUUCGCUGUCGGCUCCAAAGGCUGCAGUGAGUCCUUUGCCAAUGCCACCAGCGACACAUAGACCAGAGCCACCGGUGAUGACGGUGGCUCAUCCGAGUCCCGGAGCCACUGUAGUGCCGCCGAUCUAUUGCCUGACUGGACCCAGUUCAGAAGGUGGCUUCUAUCAGCCGGAACACACGCCCGUUUACUUUUGCAGCCUGAUUCCAGUGCCCCAGUCCUGGAACCUGGUGCCCGUGGCGGCCCAAUCGCAGCCAUUGCCGCAGCAGCAGCUGAUGACGAGUCCUGCACAGGAUUCGCAGCUGCCGACGCAGCAAUUGGUGCGAUGUGACCUGCCCUUCACCCGCCUCCUCGCCGAACUGCGAAGGGAUCGGGAGAGGUCCUGCUGCGAGCUCCAGAUCCCGUCGCCCCUGGCCUUCCAGCUCUAUGCGCCCACGGUUAAGUUUUUGGAUCAGCCAGCACCGAGUCCUGCCAAGAGCCAGGCUCCAGAUCCUGCGGUGGCAACUCCUUGUGACCUACCACCACCACCACCAGCAUCACCACCACCGGCAGCAUCUUCCUCCUCCACAGCCGGAUUGCCACGUACCCGUUCAGCCAGCCCGAAGCGCAGUCGAUCCUGUCUGCGGAACAAGGAUUUGUGGGCCAGUGGUGGCGCCACCCCAAGCCACGCCCCCUAUCCCUCGGCCGCGCAACAUGGAGCUGGCAACGUGUGCAUGAAGUGCGGCAACUGCUGGCACUGUCCGCGCUGCAAUUGCUCCAACUGCUUCUGGCAUCCUGGCUUGGGGCGAACUCCUCCGAGAGACACUCGAUAGAAACAGAAGUCAUUAAAUCGAAUCUUUAUAAUAACCUUGUUGAAGACCGCUCUCGUUAUAAAGGCU
Molecule: messenger RNA, 1477 nt
Organism: Drosophila subpulchrella
Lineage: Eukaryota; Metazoa; Arthropoda; Insecta; Diptera; Drosophilidae
Product: vegetative cell wall protein gp1
Exons: 2
Coding region: 128-1411 (427 amino acids)
Source: RefSeq, a predicted model, not a curated record